This is a messenger RNA of Panicum virgatum (switchgrass), 2329 nucleotides long. Its product is annotated as DUF724 domain-containing protein 1-like. NCBI's taxonomy places the organism in Eukaryota, Viridiplantae, Streptophyta, Magnoliopsida, Poales, Poaceae. The record is from RefSeq and is a predicted model, not a curated record. The coding region runs from base 35 to 1978 and encodes 647 amino acids. The transcript has 6 exons.
AGUUCCCCUCCCUCCCCCCAUCUCCGCCGCGCCAAUGCGGCCGCUACAAAAGCCACGCCGCCGGCACUCGCCCAAGCCGAUCCCGGGGAACCCCGUGGAGGUGGUCCCCGACGAGCCCGGCCUGCACGGGACCGCCCACUACGCCGCCGUCGUCUUGGCGCGCAGCCCCACCAGCUACACCGUCGAGUACGAUGCCCCCCUCGAGCGCGAGGACUCCGACCUCCCGCUCCGGGAGGUCGUGCCGGCGCAGAUCCUCCGCCCGCGCCCGCCGCCACGCUGGUCCGCCUCGGGGGAGGCCGUGGAGCACGCCGCCGUCGACGCAUUCCUCGACGACGCCUGGUGGCUCGGGGUCGACCUCGGCGUUGUGGACAGGGACGGGAAGGUCAGGGUGUGCUUCCCGGAGACGCGGGAGGUCAUGGAGUUCGACGCCGCCGACGUCCGACCCCACCUCGAGUGGGUCCGCGGCUCUUUUAAGCAGCGCUCCGCCCGGGGCAUGGAGAAAACCGAGGCAGUGCCUUACACGAAAGGAAUGAAAAUUGAAGUUUCCAAGUUGGUAGAUAAUUCUGUUGUUGCUUGGUUGCCUGCAUUUGUUGCGAAGAUUUUCUGGAAGAACAACCUCUUAGUGGAUUACACUGUUUCGAAUAAUGAUGGUACUGCAUUGCCUGAUGAGAUUGUUGAUGUGAAGCACGUCAGGCCUUGCCCACCACAAGCAUCAGAUAUUAGCUUCUGCAUCAAUGAUGAGGUUGAAGCAUUCCAAGGCGGUGGCUGGUGGCUAGGGGUGAUCACUGAUGUUCAUCCAGAAUUAAAAUACACAUUCAAGUCAGCACAUUUAGGGAUGAAAGUUCAGUUGAGCCAAAAAUUACUGAGGCCUAGAUAUGACUGGGUUUAUGGUCUACAGAAUGUCAGCAGCAAUGAUGAAGAGUUUGGUGGAGCUUGGAUUGAGGUUGCACGCGGCAAGGAUACUGCUGUUCCUAGGAAAAAGAAACAACCAAAUAAUCUCUCUUUUUCUUGGAAGAGCACUACUCCCAAAUCCGGCACUCCUCCCAGAGCUGCUUCAAUAAAGAAGAGGAAAACUCUAGCUGAUGGACUGCCGGACCUUGCGCCAUGCCUGGCGAAGAAACACAGGUCUCCCAAACUCAGGCCAUCUGAAGAAAACAAGCUCUGCGAGUCGUCUUCCAAGGAGAUAUAUCCAGACCUCCAAGAAAAGCAUCUGCUCAGAGAUGCCCCUCGUCCAGAUGAGCAGGCGGAACCUGCUCCACAACCUGAGCCCACUCCUGCACGUGCUCAAAGGAGGAAAACCAUUCUGAAGCUGUCUCUUCCAAUGAUUCAGCCUGCAGCUGUUCCAGACACCACCGUCUCACCCCAUACUCGGGAAUCUGAUGUCCAGAGGAAUGAGGCAGUACAGAAUACUGUUCCUGAGGUAGGGACGUGCACCAAGUCCCCAGCCAAAUCCCUGCCCACUCCCUUGGAUGACAUAAUCAAAGAGCUGAAAGAUUGCCGAGAGCAAUGGCUUCAAGCCCAGUCUCAACUAGAUCAUUCAGCGACUAAGGCCAAGGAAAUGGAGGGACAGGUGGCCAAACUCCGAGCAGCCCAUGAAGCUGAUGCACAGCACCUUCGGGAGGUGAGGAACAAGCAGGCAAGCCUUGAACAAAGACUCAAGCUGAAGGACAAGGAGAUUGAAGACCUGAAAAAGAAGCUCGUUGAUUUGGAUGAGCAGAAGUCCUGCAUUGAAGCUGCGCUACCCCGGGGCGCUGUGAUGGUCGCUUCCCAUGCUCUUGGAAUUCUGAAAAAUCAUGUCCCUGAUCUAGAUAUCGGGAUCUUAAGCAAGGGGUAUGCAUGCAUGCCUGCGGAGGCCCAAGCUCUGGCCGAUCAAGUUCGUCCAAUAGUUGAACCCUUCAUCGAGCGUCUUGGGCUGUCGGUGAGUGUUGUGGAUGCCUUUGUUGGGCGUACCUAUAGGCGUAGGGCCAAGCAGGGGUAGGGGUCGGCAAGUUGGGUGUUAGUUUCGUCAGAAGAUCAGCAAGAGGUUAGGAUAGUUGGAAGGCAAUCUUAUCAGGUCAGGUUUGUUAGGGAUUUGUUAGUAGCUGGCGUUAUAUAAGCCGGGGAAGUCCUGGAGUUUGUAACAAGAAAUUUAUCUCUAAUUGCAGAGCCUCUUCGGAGGGAGAACAGGGAGAUAUCCUUGUAAAUUGCAAUUAAUAAAGCUGAUCUCGUUAAGCUCACAUCAGUAAGUAGUGCAUCUGAAGAUGCAGUUGAGUUUGCACCUGUAAUGAUACAAUGGUUAGUGAUGUGCAUAUGCAAAAUGCAGAACUGGCUUUGCCGUUUUGCCCCCUCA